CAUUUGUUCCUCUCACUCCACACAUUCAUAGUUUAACUCCUGACUUUCCAACUUACACGUUAAAUCUGAAGUGGAGUGAUAACGGAUCAGUCUUCCCAUACAGACUGGAUGCUUUUUGGCAGAUUGAGAUACUCUGUAAAGAAGCAAUGGAAAAAGUCACACAAGUAACUUACUAUUCAAAACUGACUCAUGAAGACAUUCUUUCUUGGAACUGGACAUCAGAUAUGCCUUUGGAGUGUACAUCGCACUAUGUGAAGAUUCACUGUUACAUUAAUGUAACACAGUUUGUUGGCCCCAAGGAUUGGAGUGACUGGAGCCCAGUAGAAGAGGUCCCUGGAAAAGAUACCGAGUCCAAUGGGAGUGGGGUGUUUCCUCAGGACACCGUGGUGGCAGUAGGUUCAGAUGUGAAUGCCCCUGAUAUUCCCCAAAACCUCAGCUGUGAAACGUCCAACUUCCUGAUAAUAAAAUGCAUCUGGAAACCAGGAAGAUCCAGUGGACUAUAUGGAAAAUGAAGAACAAAGUACAGUUUAUUUGAAAGAAUAUCUGGUAAAAAUGUUUCAUGGGAAGUAAAUGAAAUGAACAGAGAGCGUGUCUGUGGCUUUCCAGUAUUGGCUGAUCAAAAAACCUAUGAUUUCAUAUUAGGCGUUUCCAAUCCUAUCGGGCAAACAGAGUCAUCGCUUUUGAUUGAUUUAACUCAGAGAGUUCAUCCAAAAAAUCCAGAAAAGUUAACUGUUUCUGGGAACAGCUCUACAAGCAUCCAUCUGUGUUGGUUUAUAAAUGGCAGCUUUGCUGACAUCAGGCUUCUGUGUCAAAUUGAAAUUAGCAGUGGUCACUCUGAGCAAAAACUGCACAAUGUCUCUGUGCCCGGUGGAAAAUUCUCAACUUACACGGCUCAGCUGAACAUAUUGCACCCAUAUACCAAAUACCAGUUCAGGGUGCGCUGUUCGGCUGCUGACCACUUCUGGAGAUGGAGUGACUGGAGCAGGAUAGAGGAGCACACAACACUGGAAGCCUGUAACUACCCCCCAGGACCAGAUAUCUGGAGAGAGAGAAGUCCUUCUGGAAAAAGUCUAAAAAUCUUCUGGAAGCCCUUAUCCCUUUCUGAAGCCAAUGGAAAAAUAGUGUCUCAUGAAGUGUCCUGCUACCUGCUAGAGACACCAUUGGAGUAUAAAGAAGUCACUGAACCCUCAAACAGUACUGAGAUAAAACUUGGAAAAAAUGACUGUGUAAUUACCGUUGUAGCCAAAAACCAUGCAGGUUUGUCUCCUCCUUCAAGGAUAACGAGCAUAGAACUUCCAAGUG
Nipponia nippon (crested ibis) is the source of this 1302-nucleotide messenger RNA. NCBI's taxonomy places the organism in Eukaryota, Metazoa, Chordata, Aves, Pelecaniformes, Threskiornithidae. The record is from RefSeq and is a predicted model, not a curated record.